Ambispora leptoticha is the source of this 516-nucleotide messenger RNA. NCBI's taxonomy places the organism in Eukaryota, Fungi, Glomeromycota, Glomeromycetes, Archaeosporales, Ambisporaceae. The record is from the annotation of a GenBank genome assembly.
AUGUCCAGAAAACUUGUAACAUUGAUUUAUGCUGCUCUUUUAUCACUCGCCUUGACAACUGCAGCUCCAGUAUUAGAAAAACGUGGUGACAACAAUGGCAAUGGUAAUGGAAAUGGAAACGUCGGAUCGUUCAAUGGUAAUAACAAUGGAAAUAAUAAUUAUGGGUCUGGUAAUGGCAACGCGAACGGCAAUUUAAAUUACGGCUCAUUCAAUGGAAAUAAUAACGGAAAUGAUAAUUAUGGAUCUAAUAAUGGAAAUGCGAACGGUAAUUUAAACGACGGCUCAUUUAAUGGAAAUAAUAACGGAAAUUGGAAUUGGGGAUCUGGCAAUGGCAACGCAAAUGGUAAUUUAAAUUACGGUUCAUACAAUGGAAAUAAUAACGGAAAUUUCAAUUUGGGAUUUAAUAAUGGCAACGCCAAUGGUAAUGCAAACUAUGGUUCAUACAAUGGAAAUAAUAACGGAAAUUGGAAUUGGGGAUUUGCUAAUGGCAACGGCAAUGGUAACGACAACCAUUGA